AAAAUAAAUACUAAACAGUGGGCUGAUUUUGAAAGAAGAUAACCAUUGCUUUCCAUAUGAUGAUGAAAGCCAAUAGGGGUUUGGGGAAUUCAAGAUUCCACAGAGACUCGUGGUGUCAUUUUCCAGUUGCAGAUGGACGUAGUACGAGCUCAGUGGUGCGAGCUUGAUCAGAAGGGAACUGGUCCUGGAGCUAGAAGCUCACAUGCAAUCACCCUUGUAGGUCACAAGGCCUAUGCUUUUGGUGGCGAGUUCACCCCUCGUGUCCCUGUCGAUAACAACCUUCACGUCUUCGAUCUCCAGACCCAGGCAUGUUCCGUCCCCCAAGUCACCGGCGACAUUCCUCCGCCGCGGGUUGGUGUCACGAUGGCCUCUGUAGGCAAAACCAUCUAUGUGUUUGGUGGUAGGGACGCUACGCAUAAGGAGCUGAACGAGCUCUACUCUUUUGACACUUUACAAACAAGUGGACGCUACUAUCUAGUGGUGGACAGCGGCCCGCCUCACCGGACAUACCACUCAACCACCUCCGAUCAACGACGCGUGUACAUCUUUGGUGGUUGUGUUUCGGGUCGGUUAAAUGACCUAUGGGCCUAUGAUGUGGUGGAAGAGAAAUGGGUCCAGUGUCCAACAGCAGGAGAAAAUUGCAAGGGCAGAGGUGGGCCUGGGCUGGCCAUAGCCCAAGGAAAAAUAUGGGUUGUUUAUGGGUUCGCCGGGCUGGAGGUGGACGACGUGCAUGGUUUUGAUCCGGCGAACGGGAAGUGGGAGCAAGUAGAGACAUGUGGCGAGAAACCAACGGCUAGAAGUGUAUUUUCAACUGUUGGGAUUGGGAAAUACAUAAUCAUAUACGGUGGAGAAGUGGACCCCAGCGACUUGGGCUACCUGGGUGCCGGGAAGUUCACCGGCGAGGUUUGGGCGCUGGACACAGAGGCUUUAAGGUGGCAGAGGGUGGAUGAUGGGGUGGGGUCAGAGAACCAUCCUGGGGCGAGAGGUUGGUGUGCCUUUGGUUCGGGUAGAUUGAAUGGGAAAGAGGGGCUUUUGUUGUAUGGAGGGAACUCUCCAAGCAAUGAGCGGCUGGAUGAUAUUUUCUUCCUCAGUCCUUGCCUGGACUCAAAUGAAAAAGACUAGA
This is a messenger RNA of Hevea brasiliensis (rubber tree), 1123 nucleotides long. Its product is annotated as nitrile-specifier protein 5-like. The coding region runs from base 133 to 1122 and encodes 329 amino acids. Gene Ontology annotation, biological process: nitrile biosynthetic process. Gene Ontology annotation, molecular function: enzyme regulator activity; protein binding. NCBI's taxonomy places the organism in Eukaryota, Viridiplantae, Streptophyta, Magnoliopsida, Malpighiales, Euphorbiaceae. Gene Ontology annotation, cellular component: nucleus; cytosol. The transcript is spliced from 2 exons. The record is from RefSeq and is a predicted model, not a curated record.